UUGAAAACACAGCUAUCUUCGGCGAAGCUAACAGCUACAGAAACAGCGGCCGCACACAAGAUUACAGGGUUUUAAAGAGACGCGACGCGACGCCACCGAGCGGCUCUGCUCAUUUGAUUCGGGCUCAUUUUCAGUGAGAAUUCAGCGAAUUGAGCCGUAUCCUUGCAGACGUUUUCUUCUCUGACCAAACACCUCCAUGGAUCAGGACUAUGAGCGCCGACUACUGCGGCAAAUCAACAUCCAGAAUGACAAUGCCAGCCCUGUCAAAGUCACAGAUGUGAUACGUCACCUGACUCCCACCAAAUCCCCAAUGUCUUCACCCAGCAAGCAUGGGGACCGCUUUAUACCAUCACGUGCAGGAGCCAACUGGAGUAUUAACUUCCACAGAAUUAAUGAAAAUGAGAAGUCACCAAGCCAGAAUAAGAAAACCAAGGAUGCAACAUCAGACACUGGAAAAGUGGAUGGUUUGGCAUACUCUGCACUGCUGAAGAAUGAGCUGCUCGGAGCUGGCAUCGAGAAAGUUCAGGACCCUCAGACGGAAGACAGGAGGCUCCAGCCCUCAACGCCAGAGAAGAGAAGUCUCUUUAGUUAUUCUCUCAGUACCAAAAGAUCCAUGCCUGAUGAUGGCAACAACGUUUCUCCUUACUCAUUAUCCCCUGUAAGCAGCAAAAGUCAGAAGUUGCUCCGCUCACCAAGGAAACCCACUCGCAAAAUCUCCAAAAUACCUUUUAAAGUGCUUGACGCACCUGAACUACAAGAUGAUUUCUACCUCAACCUGGUGGACUGGUCGUCCUUAAACGUUCUCAGUGUUGGACUGGGCACCUGUGUCUACCUGUGGAGCGCCUGCACAAGCCAAGUAACGCGCCUGUGUGACCUGUCAGUAGAGGGAGACUCUGUAACGUCGGUUGGCUGGUCAGAAAGGGGGAAUCUCGUGGCAGUGGGCACACAUAAAGGAUUUGUACAGAUUUGGGAUGCAGCAGCUGGCAAGAAACUAUUUGCAUUAGAAGGACAUACAGCCAGAGUUGGCGCAUUAGCGUGGAAUGCAGACCAGUUGUCCUCAGGAAGCCGGGAUCGUAUGAUCCUGCAGAGGGACAUUCGGACGCCACCGCUGCAGUCAGAGCGCAGGCUGCAGGGCCACAGGCAGGAGGUGUGCGGCCUCAAAUGGAGCACAGACCAUCAGCUGCUUGCUUCCGGAGGAAACGACAACAAGCUGUUGGUGUGGAAUCACUCCAGUGUCCAGCCUGUUCAGCAGUACACGGAGCACCUGGCCGCAGUGAAGGCCAUCGCUUGGUCCCCCCACCAGCACGGCCUGCUGGCAUCCGGAGGAGGUACAGCUGACCGCUGUAUACGCUUCUGGAACACGCUCACAGCCCAGCCGCUGCAGUGUAUUGACACCGGCUCACAGGUGUGCAACCUGGCCUGGUCUAAACACACCAACGAGCUGGUUAGCACACAUGGUUACUCUCAGAACCAGAUCCUAGUGUGGAAGUACCCAUCCCUCACUCAGAUAGCCAAACUGACUGGCCACUCAUACAGAGUGCUGUACCUGGCGAUGUCGCCAGACGGCGAGGCCAUUGUGACCGGAGCGGGUGAUGAAACACUGCGUUUCUGGAAUGUAUUUAGUAAAACGCGAUCCACAAAGGAAUCAGUGUCUGUUUUAAAUCUGUUCACUAGGAUACGGUAAAAGCCAUUGCUGCUCAAAAGGAGUUCAUCGUGACAUCCUUAUGUCUGCUUCUUACGGACUGCUCAUGGACAAAGCUUUGUUUUUUCUCCUAUGGUGGACAAUGCAAUCUGAGAGGACACCUUAAAAUUUUCUUUGUAAAACUUCGGACUUCUGCACUGCUGCGCUGCAAUUGCCAUCUGCAUUUGUGUUGUCGUCGUUGUGUUUAGUUUUAUGUUUAUGUACAGUUUAGUUCAUGUUUUUUUGUUACCAUGAAGUGUCUCUAAUGAUCCAAGUAAUUAUAAUGUAAGCCUUAAGUCAGAAGAUACUGUAACCAUGUGAUCUAAGCAGGGUGUAAAGAAAUGAUUCUAAACAUUACUUAAAGCAUCUACAGAGUUAGCUAAUUUGUUAGUACAAAAACAGGACCAUUUAUUGGGAUUGAAUAAGACCAUCUUUAAAAAGUAUAUUUAAAAAAAAA
Molecule: messenger RNA, 2138 nt
Organism: Colossoma macropomum (tambaqui)
Lineage: Eukaryota; Metazoa; Chordata; Actinopteri; Characiformes; Serrasalmidae
Gene: fzr1a
Product: fizzy/cell division cycle 20 related 1a
Exons: 14
Coding region: 197-1684 (495 amino acids)
Biological process (GO): anaphase-promoting complex-dependent catabolic process; positive regulation of anaphase-promoting complex-dependent catabolic process; positive regulation of ubiquitin protein ligase activity
Cellular component (GO): anaphase-promoting complex
Molecular function (GO): protein binding; anaphase-promoting complex binding; ubiquitin ligase activator activity
Source: RefSeq, a predicted model, not a curated record